CUCAGGGAGUCAGAGGGACCUGCAGCUUGACCUGCACUCUGUGGAAGCACAGCAGAUGCAAAACUUUACCUUUCCUUCCAUGUUCUUUUUUUAUGUGACAUUUUAAAGUGCCUUUGAAACAAUCUGAAUUUUCUUUAACAACUACUUUGGGCUUACUGCGAUCAAGGAGCCUCCGGAGCUCCGUGCUGUCCUGACUGCAUCGCCAUGGGGCUCAAAGCUGCUCUUCCCAAGUAUGAGAUUUAUUUCUACAACACUGUUUUGUGUCUGGCCAUGUUCUGGGCCACUAGCUGGAUCUUUGAGGUGUCCAGUUCCAGUGCAAACAGAAAGACUUUCAAAACCAGCGUGAAGCCAGGAUGGUACUACUUUGGGAGGAAAAUGGAAACUGCAGAUUUCGAGUGGCUGAUGUGGUUUUCCACCUUUAGAGACCACAUCAUAUUUGCGCUCUCUGGUCAUGUGCUGUUUGCCAAGAUCUGCUCCAUGCUGGCUCCACAGUAUCGGUCCUUGGUAUAUAUGGUGUAUGGCCUGCUUGCUGUGUGGACCAGCAUGGGCUGGACCUAUGUCACCCUCAUCCUCUCCCACUGUAUCCUGCUCUACAGCAUCUCUUUAGUGAAAAUCCGCUGGCUUUGCUUCGUCACUGGUCUUUGUACGCUGGCUACAUUCAAGUGUGAACCCUUCAUUUCCUGGCAGGCAGGUUUUGUGGAAGGGGACUUUGAGUUGCGUCCUGUUUUCUUCUAUGGAGGAUGUGGGUUUACAAUCAUGCGUUGUAUGAGUUUUGCUCUGGAGAACUGUGAAAGAAAAGAUGGCAACUACAACAUCUUGGAGCUGCUCAAGUACAACUUCUACCUCCCUUUCUUCUAUUUCGGGCCUAUCAUGACUUUUGAUAAAUUUUAUGUUCAAGUCAACAGGUGUGACCUUACCAGGAAAGAGCGGGAGAUGUGGAAUAUCAACCUGCACGGUGUGAUCCACCUUAUCGUCAUCAUUGUAGUGGACAUCCUUUUCCACUUCAUGUACAUCCUCACCAUCCCCACUGACUUGAAGCUGAUGAAGCACCUGUCUGACUGGGCUCUAGUGGGGCUGGCUUACUUUAACCUGGUGUAUGACUGGGUGAAAGCAGCUGUGAUGUUUGGAGUCAUCAACACGGUAUCCAGACUGGAUCACCUUGACCCUCCUAAACCACCAAAAUGCAUCACCAUGCUCUAUGUGUUUGCUGAAACUCACUUCGACAGAGGGAUCAACGAUUGGCUGUGCAAGUAUGUGUAUAAUUACCUGGGUGGAAAGCACGAGAACAUGGUGGAGGAGCUUGUGGCUACACUGUGCACCUUCGGCAUCACCAUCCUCUGGUUGGGACCCUGUCAGGUGGUCCUGGUCUGGGCUUUCCUGAACUGUUUUGGUCUCAACUUUGAGCUGUGGACAGGCAAAUUCUUCUCCGUGGAGCCAUUUAGCUCUUUUGAGAUGGCAAUGUCAGAAGCGAUGUCUCGGCGCAUCAGAGCCAUCUUCAACACUUUUAACUUCUGGAGCAUUGUGUUGUACAACAUUCUGGCCUUGAACAGUUUGGACUUUGCAAAGUUGGUUGCCAAACGGCUGCUUCUAAAAGGCUUCCCCAUAACCACCAUCAUCGUCAUGUUUGUGACCUACUGUCUGAUUCAAGUGAUCAAGGAGCAAGAGAGGAGACAGGCACUCAUAGACGAUCCCGAUCCACUCCCACCAGCACCGCCUCCAAACGCUGCCACCAGUCCUACCACCUCUGCAACUGCACCCACUGCUGCUCAGCCAGUCGCAGAUCCCAGCAAAGAAAAAGCAGAGUAGAUAUUUAAUUUUUAACGAAUGGUUACAAUGAUGAAAAUUGUGAGUUCUGUCCAAAUGCUAACAGUAUUAUGAGUUUGAAUGGAUGCAGACAAGCUCGCUGUAAAUAAAAUUUUAAGUAUUUUUACCUAAGGGAGAAUUUAAAACUUAAUGAAAAAAAAUUACAGUAAAUGAAUAUUUACUGUAACAUAUUGUGAAGUUCACCUGUAUACUAACCAGGACUAACAAUAAAACUACAUUGUCGGGACUGUGAUUGGUCUAGAGCAAAAGUAAAGAUUAGUGAAAACAUUUGUACUUUGUGUGUUUAUGCAGGUUUUUGUUCUCUCCGAUGAAACUGCUGGCGCUUUUUACACUACAUGAGUCAGUGUUGAGUCUUGUCAUAGUACCGUGAGCCAUUUCUGUUGCAUUACAUCAGCACUUUGUCACUGAAUCCUGUUUGCUGCUUCCACAUGGAAAACACUUUGAAUACUGUUGGGAGGGAGUGCUACAGACACCUGUGGUGAAUCACUGCUCUGACCAGAACAAGGCAAUAAAAUGGAUUUAAUAACAUCAAA
Maylandia zebra (zebra mbuna) is the source of this 2357-nucleotide messenger RNA. RefSeq names its product hedgehog acyltransferase like, b (gene hhatlb). Gene Ontology annotation, cellular component: endoplasmic reticulum. Gene Ontology annotation, biological process: negative regulation of N-terminal protein palmitoylation. The record is from RefSeq and is a predicted model, not a curated record. NCBI's taxonomy places the organism in Eukaryota, Metazoa, Chordata, Actinopteri, Cichliformes, Cichlidae. Gene Ontology annotation, molecular function: acyltransferase activity.